Messenger RNA from Trichoplusia ni (cabbage looper), 2040 nucleotides. RefSeq names its product ATP-binding cassette sub-family E member 1 (gene pix). Gene Ontology annotation, molecular function: ribosomal small subunit binding; ATP hydrolysis activity; iron ion binding. Gene Ontology annotation, biological process: translational termination; ribosomal subunit export from nucleus; translational initiation. Bases 96 to 1922 code for a protein of 608 amino acids. The transcript is spliced from 12 exons. Lineage: Eukaryota; Metazoa; Arthropoda; Insecta; Lepidoptera; Noctuidae. The record is from RefSeq and is a predicted model, not a curated record.
ACGAUGGUUUGUUCCUUUUGACAUUUCGAGUUCGAUGUAAAAGGACACGCGAACGUAGGCAAAGUAUCGCCAACGUUCGCUUUCUUUUAUCAGUUAUGUCUCGAAAUAGACACCAUGAAGAGACGGACAAACUUACGCGUAUCGCUAUCGUGAAUGCGGAUCGUUGCAAGCCAAAGAGAUGUAGGCAGGAGUGCAAAAAGAGCUGCCCUGUGGUGCGCAUGGGCAAGCUCUGCAUCGAGGUGACUCCCAACGACAAGAUCGCCACCAUCUCUGAGGAGCUCUGUAUUGGAUGCGGUAUUUGUGUCAAGAAAUGUCCAUUUGACGCAAUUACCAUCAUCAAUAUUCCAUCGAAUUUGGAGAAGCAUACUACUCACCGUUACUCCAAGAACUCUUUCAAGCUCCAUCGGCUGCCGAUCCCAAGGCCUGGUGAAGUGCUGGGACUGGUUGGGCAGAACGGUAUUGGCAAGUCAACUGCACUGAAGAUCCUUGCUGGAAAACAGAAACCCAAUUUGGGACGCUUUGCUGACCCUCCAGACUGGCAAGAGAUCCUGUCCCACUUCCGUGGGUCAGAGUUGCAGAACUACUUCACCAAGAUCCUAGAAGAUGACCUGAAAGCCUUGAUCAAGCCUCAAUAUGUGGAUCAAAUCCCUAAGGCUGUCAAGGGCACUGUGGGCCAGCUUCUUGAUAAGAAAGAUGAAAGAAAGAACCAGCCAGAAAUUUGUAGAAUGCUUGAUUUGUCGCACAUUCGCGACCGUGAGAUCGCAGCGCUCUCUGGUGGAGAACUGCAGCGUUUCGCUAUUGCCAUGGUAUGCAUCCAGAAUGGGGAUAUCUUCAUGUUUGAUGAACCUUCCUCGUACUUGGAUGUCAAGCAGCGUCUUAACGCCGCGCGCACAAUUAGAUCCCUCAUCCAUCCUGACAAGUUCAUCAUAGUUGUGGAGCACGACUUGUCAGUGCUGGACUACUUGUCUGACUUCAUUUGCUGUCUAUAUGGUGUUCCUGGUGCUUACGGAGUUGUGACUAUGCCUUUCUCUGUCAGGGAAGGCAUAAAUAUUUUCCUCGAUGGGUUCGUGCCCACUGAAAACAUGAGGUUCAGGACUGAGUCGUUAGUUUUUAAAGUCGCCGAGUCUGCCACUGAGGAGGAGAUAAAAAGAAUGAACCACUAUGAAUAUCCUGAAAUGUCCAAAUUCAUGGGUGACUUCAGCUUGAAGGUACAUCCUGGUGAAUUCUCAGAUUCCGAGAUUUUAGUGUUACUCGGAGAGAACGGAACUGGUAAAACUACGUUUAUCAGAAUGUUAGCCGGCAACUUGGAACCCGAUGAAGGUUCAGGCCAGCUUCCCCAGCUGCACAUUAGUUAUAAGCCACAGAAGAUAUCUCCCAAGUCCCAAGGACUGGUGCGCAGCUUGUUGCACGAUAAGAUUAGAGAUGCUUACAUACAUCCACAGUUUAUCACAGAUGUGAUGAAGCCAAUGAAGAUUGAAGAGAUCAUGGACCAGGAGGUUCAGAACCUCUCUGGUGGUGAGUUGCAGAGAGUUGCGCUUGUGCUGUGUCUCGGGAAACCAGCUGAUGUCUACCUGAUUGACGAGCCCUCUGCCUAUCUAGACUCCGAACAGCGUUUGGUUGCCGCUAAAGUUAUAAAACGAUUCAUUCUUCACGCAAAACGCACGGGCUUCGUGGUCGAGCACGACUUUAUAAUGGCGACGUACCUGGCGGACCGCGUCAUCGUGUUCGAGGGCACUCCGUCCUCGCACGCGACCGCGCACGCGCCGCAGUCGCUGCUCAACGGCAUGAACCGCUUCCUCGAACUGCUGGGCAUCACCUUCAGAAGGGACCCUAACAACUUCCGGCCCAGGAUAAACAAACACUCCUCUGUUAAGGACAUUGAACAGAAACGCGCAGGCCAAUACUUCUUCCUCGAAGACUAGAGCAGAGAGCGACAACUGUAUUUAUAUAUAUUGUAUCUGUCACAAUGGUGAUGGCCUGCCACCCGUGUAUUUCCAAUUAAAUGUAUUACUGUAAUAAAUCAUGUUUUAUACAACCACA